Rangifer tarandus platyrhynchus (Svalbard reindeer) is the source of this 1407-nucleotide messenger RNA. NCBI's taxonomy places the organism in Eukaryota, Metazoa, Chordata, Mammalia, Artiodactyla, Cervidae. The record is from the annotation of a GenBank genome assembly.
AUGGGCAGCCCGACGGGAAGAACCCUGCCUUUCUUGCUCAUCCUUCUGCACAUAUAUCUACAUGGAACUUUGUCGCAAGCAACCAGCCCUGUGGGGCAACGAAAACCAUUUUUUGAGAGGCUCCGUAGACUAGAAGAGCAGUUUCAGAGGUUCCAAGAGGUGACCCUGACGCACCUGCAGGGCAUCGCCAGCCACUACAACCUGUCCUUCGACGUUGAGGCCCGGUUCCGGAGCCUGGCCCGUGAGAGCCAGGCCGUGGCCCUGGUGCUCAACCAGUCGCAGGUGGCCAUGCAGGGCGAGCUGGGCCACCUCCAGACCUGGGUGCGGAGGACGCAGCGCCGAGGCCGGAAGGCGGACCGCAGGCUGCUGGCCUUGAGUGCCGCCGUGAGCGAGGGCAGCGCACGGUGCGCCCGGGAGCAGGAGACACAGGGGGCUGCUAUCUCCGGCCUGGCCCGGGACGUGCAGGCCCUGCAGGACACACUGCUCCGCCUGACGCCCCUCGUCCAGAGCCAGGGCACCAGGCUGGCCGCUCUUGAGGGCCAGCUGCGUGUGGCCGGCCCCAGCCCCGCUGCCCCAAAGGUAACCCUGGCCCCAUCUAGGCCGUUGAACUGGAGCGCCCUGCAGCUGCAGGGGGGCAGGCAGGCAUCCAGAGCUCCGUCUGAGCCCCGGGACCCACCUCCAGACUUCGCUCACCAUCUUCAGGGAGCACAAGAGCCCCUGGGUCUAGGCAACCAACAGGCGUGGCCCCCCAAGAGCCCAGGCGAGGUUUGCAACGUGGGCCCUGCGCUCAUCUUCCCAAACUCCUCCACUGCGAAUGUGGGCUUCCUCCGCCCCAGUUUCCUCACGGGUCUGCGGGCCCUGUCCAUCUGCAGCUGGGUCCGCACGGCCGCAGACCACCUGGGCACCCUCCUGUCCUACGCCACUGAGGAAAACGACAACAAGCUGGUUCUGCACGGCCGCGACUCCCUGGCCCCUGGCUCUGUCCACUUUGUGAUCGGAGACCCGGCCUUCAGGGAGCUGCCCCUCCAGCCACUGCUCGAUGGCCAGUGGCACCACAUGUGUGUCAUCUGGACGUCCAUCCUGGGCAGGUACUGGCUCCACGUGGACCGAAGGCUCGUGGCCACCGGCUCCCGCUUCAGGGAGGGGUACGAGAUCCCCCCAGGAGGGUCCCUCGUGCUAGGCCAGGAGCAAGACCGCGUGGGGGGCGGGUUUGACAGCUCGGAGGCCUUUGUGGGGAGCAUGGCAGGCCUGGCCAUAUGGGACCGCGUGCUGGUCCCUGGGGAGGUUUCGAACCUGGCCAUGGGGAAGGCGCUCCCGACAGGUGCCAUCCUGACACUGGCCAAUGCCACAUCGGUGGGCGGAUUCGUGCAGAGGGUGAACUGCACCUGCCUACAGCUGUGUCCUUGA